CUAACUCUUGAUAAGCAUCUGACUUAACUGAUGGAGCAGAAGAACAAAGGCGUACCAGGGAACAGCCUACUGGCUGUGAGCAUUCAACAUGCCAAGGCAUUAGUGAGUAAGUCUCAUAUAAGCAGUGUCAGGAAACCAGGGUCAAUUAAGCCCACAACAGUUAAGAAGGACUUUAUUGAGCUUGUUCACCAUCUGACAUCAAGCCCUGGCUAUACCUGGGGUGAAUUACGUGGGAAGGUUUAAAACAACAGAUGCUCUAGCACCCCUGAGACUAUGUAUGCGGUAUGAGGUGAGGUGUGGGCAUUUCUAAAAGCUCCCUGAUUCUAACAAGCAGGCUUGAGGACCUGUUGGCCAGAAGGGAAGUUCUUUGAGGUGGGGUUCACCUCUUAGGUCUCACAAGGAACUGGUGCUAUUUCUGGCCACAGCAGGUCCUCAAGUCCUAGCUGUUAAAGGAGCAAAUGGUGGCCACUGGGUUCCAAGCACCACGGCAAGCCUUUAUUCCCUUUAUAGUUUCCCUAUAGCACCAGUGGGUAGGAACCAACCACACAAAGCAGCUGAGGCCAUGCCUAACAGGCAGACAAAGGCACCAAGGGAGAAGCUAGGUCUCAGUGGCGAUAAACAAUUCCAGAAACUAGUGCCAGGAGAUGCCAGCUGGGGCUGCAGUUAAUCAUUCACCCUGCACCACAGGAAGCAAUGCCUAUGUGGCAGUCCCAGCCUCAGCACUACCCAAGCUCCGGACAGGCCCUCUCUAUUGACAGGUCAUCUGGACAGAGGAAAGCCAAGGCCCAGCCACAGGUGAGGGGGACAGUUCUAGACCCACCUAAAGCACGGAAGGACUACCCUAACUUGCCCUUGUGGGACACAGGACUUUUAACAGCAUAGUCAGCUGCCUCCAGGGAAGUUUACCGAGGUCAGAGCCGAUGUCAAUCCACCCCCUGGCUCCUACGCUGAUUUCUCAAAAUGCUUCCCAGGUUCAUGUGGACCAAGUGAAGACAAUCUGGAAUGAUGAGUUCUGGGAGAAUCCCUGGGAGAAGGGGGGCCUUGCAGUGAUCGGCGUAUUUAUCACUACAGUACUGCUCCUCAUGCUGUUUGCUAUUGUAUUUGGUUUAUUCCACCCAACAGAAGACAACCCAUGAAUGUGUCUACUCAAAUACUGGAUCUGACUAGCAAGAUGGGGAGGCUGAUCCGAGACCGAUUCUGGCUACCCCUCCUCUGCCAACAUCAGGACUCUGACAGCACAAGCAGAGUCUCUCCACUGCCGCAGAUGAGAGGACCAAUGGUCUUCCAAUGGGCUCUCAGGCUCAGCCAGCAACUUCACAAAACAACCAAAUGAAGUAAAAAUUCCUUUUCAGAUCUGCUAACUUGUGAGAGGUCAUUUUCUACCUAGACCAAGAACAAGCUUCCUCGCAGAGCCUGCAAAUCCUUGCAUGGCCCAGCACUGU
Messenger RNA from Nycticebus coucang (slow loris), 1442 nucleotides. RefSeq names its product small integral membrane protein 6 (gene ERLN). The transcript is spliced from 5 exons. Bases 921 to 1136 code for a protein of 71 amino acids. The record is from RefSeq and is a predicted model, not a curated record. Lineage: Eukaryota; Metazoa; Chordata; Mammalia; Primates; Lorisidae.